GCAUUGAUGCCAUAUGGGGUACCGAUAAAAAAUCUACUCAAAUGUGGGACAUAAUUUCUGAGUUUUAUCAUGAGUAUAAAAAACCAAAUACUGUGAACCGUUCAGUAGGGUCAUUGAUCAAUCGUUGGUCCAUGAUCCAAAAAUGCACAAACAAGUUUUGCGCAUUUCUAGCGCAGAUAGAGUCAUUGCACCCAAGUGGUGCGACCAAGCAAGACAAGAUUGAAAAGACAAAAAUAAUGUACAAAGAGAUAGAAAAUGGGAACUUCACACUGGAGCAUUGUUGGUGUCUUUUGAGACACCAACCCAAAUGGCAGCAACACAUGAUUUCACUGAAUACGAGGAGAAGGCCACAUGAUAAACGUCCAGCUAAUGAGCAGUCAAGUGAAAUUGUCGACGACGUUGUUGAGGAGAACGUUGAAAGACCUCCAAGCAAAAAAGCUGAGAAAGAUAACUUGAGGAAGCGGAAGGCCCAAGAAUCAUGUGAUGCUGAGUUUAACAUGGUGUUAGAAAAAAUGACCGAGGAUAGACGGUUGUUCAUGGCAGAGAGGAGAUCAUGGGUGACGAAGGCAGAUGACAAUAGAGGUGCACAACUAGAACUUGAUAAGAGAAAGUUCGAGGCGGAGAUUAUGAGCAAGGAUCUUUCUGGCAUGAAUGCCAUGCAGCAAGCCUACUUUCUAAAUAUUCAGAGGAAAAUUUAUGAGGAAUCUUUAAAUUGUUCCGAAGGUACAUAUGAGAAAUCUCCAUCCACACCUGAUGAAGGUGUGUAACUGUUGGCUAUGAUUUUAGAUUUCCAGCUUUUAGUGGUUGGGCAGCCACUAUGAGAUCUAAAUUUUUUUAUUUUGAAGUUGAUAUAUAGCC
Juglans microcarpa x Juglans regia is the source of this 858-nucleotide messenger RNA. RefSeq names its product glutathione S-transferase T3-like. NCBI's taxonomy places the organism in Eukaryota, Viridiplantae, Streptophyta, Magnoliopsida, Fagales, Juglandaceae. The record is from RefSeq and is a predicted model, not a curated record. The transcript has 2 exons. Bases 42 to 767 code for a protein of 241 amino acids.